Myzus persicae (green peach aphid) is the source of this 1094-nucleotide messenger RNA. RefSeq names its product cytochrome c-type heme lyase-like. Gene Ontology annotation, biological process: cytochrome c-heme linkage. The transcript has 5 exons. NCBI's taxonomy places the organism in Eukaryota, Metazoa, Arthropoda, Insecta, Hemiptera, Aphididae. The record is from RefSeq and is a predicted model, not a curated record. The coding region runs from base 253 to 1092 and encodes 279 amino acids. Gene Ontology annotation, molecular function: holocytochrome-c synthase activity. Gene Ontology annotation, cellular component: mitochondrion.
CGAGCUGAUAUCUUCGACUGAAGAAUUGUCAAGUGAUAUUAUAUAGGUUAGAAAAUUUUCUUCGAGGUUCGAGGAAAAUUACGCCAAUUUGAAUUGUUAAUAUUUUUGCUCAUGACGACGCCGACCGCAACCCACGAUUAGAAGAUGUGAAUUACAAAUUUCCAACUACCGAGAACUAAAGUUGCCCUAACCUAACCAACAUCAAAUUGUUUUACCGAUCUUUGAGUACGAAUUUUUUUUUGACGAGUAGCAAUGGGAAAUACUGUUUCCGGAGCUCAAAAACUUGUGGUGCAGGCGUUCAUUCCACAGAACGAAACAAACAACAAUGAUGUACCUAAAAAUCCACACGGCCUCACCAACACCGCUGGCGUGAACCCACCUCCGGAAUGUCCAAUGCACGUCAAGACAGACGAUAAGAAAGCUGCUGGAUGUGCCGUGGCAGGAAACCCAGAUGAAAUUAAUCCGUUAAAUAUGAUGCCACCUCCAAAUCAGAAACCAGCACCAGAUCAACCAUUCCUACUACCAACUGAACGAGAAGUAUCUACUAUACCAAAGUCAGAAGGAGAGGGUGACUUUUGGGUUUAUCCGUCAGCUCAAAUGUUUUGGAAUGCAAUGUUACGAAAAGGAUGGCGUUGGAAAGAUGAUGAUUUAUCACCAAAAGAUAUGGAUGUUAUAAUCAAAAUUCACAACAUCAACAAUGAGCUUGCUUGGCGAGAGGUGCUAAAAUGGGAAGCAUUCCAUGCAAAUGAAUGUAUGAAUCCAAAGUUGAAAAGCUUUGGGGGUAAAGCUAAACAUUUUUCUCCAAGAGCAAGAAUACGAAAUUGGAUGGGAUAUGAAAUACCUUUUGAUAGACAUGAUUGGAUAGUAGAUCGUUGUGGAAAAGAAGUACGAUAUGUUAUUGAUUAUUAUAGUACCGAUAAUUCACCAAAUAAAUAUCAAGUGGCUGUUUUGGAUGUAAGGCCUGCCUUAGAUUCAUUUGAAGCAUUAUGGGAUCGUUCAAAAGCAGCUUAUUGGAGAUGGCGAUAUGAAGCUGAAAUGGAAAGAAAUAUUGCCAAUAAAAUGGAAGAAUUAAGAAGUGAUGAUAAAGUGUGAAA